Messenger RNA from Rubroshorea leprosula, 1154 nucleotides. The record is from the annotation of a GenBank genome assembly. NCBI's taxonomy places the organism in Eukaryota, Viridiplantae, Streptophyta, Magnoliopsida, Malvales, Dipterocarpaceae.
CUUGAUCAAGUGAAUCCAAACCUUGAUUUUAAUGCUAACUCAAUUUAUGUUAGAUCAAGCUCAAAAUUCUCAAAUGAUUCCGCGUACCUGAAAUGGUUCAAAAUGCGGUCGCGACUACCCAGCUUAUUUCUCUCUCACGAGAGUGCAGAACUCUCACUCAACUCAAACAGGUUCAUGCAUACCUCCUCAAAUCACUCCUACCCCAAAACCCAUCCGCUAUUGCACCGCGUCUCUCGGUGGCUGCAACAUCCAGUGAUCGGUCUUUCUUCUCCUACGCUCGCUUGAUCUUCAACCAUCUUCCUUUCCGGAAUUCCUUUAUGUACAACACCAUGAUUAGAGGGUAUCUACAGGCCAAUUCACCAAUACCUGCUAUUUUAUUGUAUUUAGAUUUGUUAGGAUAUGGGUUUGAGGUUAAUAAGUAUACCUUCUCGCCAGUUAUUAAAGCCUGUACAGUUCUUGCUCUUUGGUCCAUGCUAGCACCUGCGCGCUUGUUGUUUGAUAAAAGUCCUGAAAGAGCUGUGGUUAUGUGGACAGCGAUGAUUGACGGGCAUGGGAAGAUUAGGGACAUUGAAAAUGCGAGAUUUCUGUUUGAGGAAAUGCCUCAGAGAAACAUGAUUCGUGGAGGCACUAAGCCGAAAGAGUCAGUUCUUGUCACUGUUCUCACUGCUUACGCUCACCUUGCUGCUUUAAGUCAAACUCUAUGGAUUCAUUCUUAUGUUAACCGUUACAAUCUUGAAUCAAACACAAUCUUAGCCACUGCAUUAGUUGAUAUGUAUUGCCAAUGUGGUUAUGUGGAAUCAGCUAUCUCUGUCUUUGUGGGCAUUCGUAAGAGGGAUAUUGGGGCUUGGAAUGCUAUGAUUUCAGGUGUAGCGUUGUGUGGUGAUGUGAAGAAAUCUAUUGAACUGUUUGAUCAAAUGGCUAUAAGUGGAACACGUCCCACAGAGACUACAUUUGUUGCUCUUCUCUCUGCCUCUAGAGCGGGUAUGGUACAGGAAGCUGAGAAGUUUAUAGAGGAGAAAAUGGGAGGGUUAGGAGGAGGUGAUGCCAAUGUCUGGGGAGAUCUUCUUGGUGCAUGUAGAAUCUAUGAAAUGUGGAUGUAGGAAACAGAGUCUUGAAGAAGCUAGCUGAGAUGGGAAUACAGGAUUAUGGUGCUU